AUGUUCCAGACUGGAGUCCACUUUUGUCUCAAUCUCCUGUUGUCAGAUGAACUGGCUGAAAUCUGUCAAUAUGACCUAUUCUAUGAGCAACCCACAAAGCUAUGUCUUGAACAGGGCCACUUCCGUCUAAUGAUUGCUCAAGUCUGUUGUAACUUGGGCUUGGACGAGCACAGGGCGAACCAUUCGACUUUGCGGAGAUUGAACCAUUGCUAG
Messenger RNA from Peronospora belbahrii, 213 nucleotides. Lineage: Eukaryota; Oomycota; Peronosporomycetes; Peronosporales; Peronosporaceae. The record is from the annotation of a GenBank genome assembly.